CGGAAUUCGUUUUAAUACUCCUAGUAAUUUCCCAAUAAGUUUCUUAUCAUAAUUGGGAGUGAAAUGCUUUAAUAGUACGUUGAAUAUUUUUCAAAAAUCAUUAGCUUCGAAUAAGUGUCCAAGCUCCUUUUAAACAUUCAUUCAUAAUGAUCUUUAUAAGCAUGUCAAUAAGAAAAGAACUGUACAUGUUGUUGAAGACACGGAAACUAUUAUACGGAAUAUGGAAACGCAAAUAUUUCCUGUUAAAAGUAUUUCAAAAAUACUUUGUCAAAAAUAGCUUAAAUAAAUCAAAAAUUCUUGCUUCACGAUGUGGUUGGAUAUGAGGCUUUGUCUUGUUUUAUUACUUGUUCUACAAGUGAGUUUUUCGUCCAUACUGGUUGAUAUUUCAUGUCCUGUUCUUUGUGUAUGUCGGAAUAACGAAGCAGUAUGUGAGGGACAUGGCAAAAAAAUGAACUACAUUCCUCCCCUUCCUAGUGGUAUAACCUCUCUUACAUUUCGCCGUAACCAUCUGUCCCGCAUGAGAAAUAACGUUUUCGAGAAUAUAUCCCAUCUUCACCUGACGAAACUUGUCCUCAGAAGGAAUAGAAUUGAUCAAGUGGAUAAAACUGCGUUCCGGGAGCUUCCUUACUUACAAUCCCUGGAUCUAAGUGGAAACAAAUUACAUGCUAAGAAACUGAAGAAGGUGGUCUAUGGAUUGCAGAAUGGGACCAUACAGGAACUCUAUCUCACACAACUUCAUAUGGCUAAUAUGUCAGACGACUUCUUCCUACAGUUGAAAACUUUACGACGAAUUUACUUAGACGACAAUGUGUUUUACAACUUCUGCGGGAACUUGUUGUCGUUACCUCAACAGAUGCAGCUGAUUUCAUUGACAAACAACCAAAUUUCAACUGUCGAGUUCAAGAGAGUGAUGCCGAAUAUGGAAGUUCUCAAUCUGAGGAAAAACAAAUUACUAUCAGUUCCCAAAUUUUGCUUUAGCGGCAAGCCAAGUUUCCCCAAGCUCAAAGUUCUUCAUCUGAGUGAUAAUCUAAUAUCCGUCGUUUGGAAAAGAAAUUUUAUGAAACAAUGCUUGCCAAAUCUGCAAAUUCUAACGCUUGGAUUUAACAAAAUUCAGACCAUUGUCAAAAACUUCAUUAAUGACUUAUCAAAUCUUCAAUACUUGUCCAUCGAAAACCUCGCACCAGGUGUAACAGUUAAUGAAUAUUCUUUCAAUAGUUCUUCUCUGAUGUAUUUAUACAUGGCAAACAAAAUGAAUAUCAUGAGGUACACUUUAAACAUUUUCCAAUAUUGUCGUAAUUUGGAAGUUCUGGAUAUGACUGGUAUACAGCUAAAUUCGUCACAUAACUUAGAAAGGAAAUUAUUAAAUCUUUUACGUCCUCUCACCAAGCUGCAGGAACUUGUAUUAAAAGGCACCUCCGUAACAACGUUUCCGAAAACGCUCUUCACCAUCAUGCCAAACCUGAGAACGCUCUCCUUACAAAACUGUUUUAUAAAUGAAUCCCAUCUGGGGAUAUUUUCAUCGACAUCAGUCAAGUUAAAGACUCUUCUCUUAGAUUACAAUCUGAUAACGACUUUGAAUAAAACAAAUCUUCCAGCUCAUAUUGAACACAUUAGCUUGAAAGGUAAUCCUUUCUUGUGUACAUGUGAUCUAGUUUGGUUUCGAGACUGGAUUCAAAAUCAUUCACAUCAGCUCCUCGGCUGGCCCAAGCAGUAUGUAUGUCAUCUCCCGCAAGAAUGGAUAGGACGGAAUCUCGCAGAUUUCCAUCUAAGCUUCGAGUUUUGUCACCCUUUCAAUGCAUACAUUCUUGUGGCUAUAUCGGUGUCAUUUGCAGUGUUUAUCAUCGUUAUAGUUUCGUGUGUAUUAUACCAAAAGCGCUGGCAUAUUAAGUACUAUUUGUAUCUCUUGCGUGCCAAAAGACGAGGUUAUGAAAUAUUAGGAGGUGAUGAAUUUGCUUAUGAUGUUUUUGUAGCUUAUAAUUCUGAUGAUAGGAUAUGGGUCAUUUCAGAGAUUGUACCAAAACUGGAGAAAGAAGAAAAAUUCAAACUUUGUCUACAUGAUAGAGAUUUUCAAGUGGGAAAACUUAUCGUAGAUAAUAUAACUGACACCAUGCACAGAAGCCGAAAAAUUCUAAUCGUAUUGUCUAACAGCUUUGCACAGAGCCAUUGGUGUCGAUUCGAAACCAUGUUGGCACAGCUGCGGACGAUAAAUAAGGAAAAAGAGAUGGUCAUCGUUAUUAUUCUGGAGAAUAUCCUUACCAAAAAUAUGACCAAUUCCUUGCAUGUUCUGCUGAAGACAACCACUUUCAUAGAGUGGACCAACGAAAAAUCAGGGAAGGAAAUGUUUUGGAACAGAGUGAUAUCCGCCAUUAAAUCUUAAUUUUAAAACAAUUUCAAAUUCAAGCUAUUUACUGGUAUAUACUGGAUUUUCAAAGAAAAUGUUAUUGUGUUUCAGUAUCAGUUAUCAUCUUUCUUCUCACAUUCCUGCUUGAUUUAAUUACGUACCGUGUUUCUGUUUACUUUUUUGAAAUACAAUCCAUACAAUUUUCUUGUAGAUGUUAUCAUU
Molecule: messenger RNA, 2563 nt
Organism: Saccostrea cuccullata (small rock oyster)
Lineage: Eukaryota; Metazoa; Mollusca; Bivalvia; Ostreida; Ostreidae
Product: toll-like receptor 2
Exons: 1
Coding region: 308-2377 (689 amino acids)
Biological process (GO): toll-like receptor signaling pathway; immune response; inflammatory response
Cellular component (GO): plasma membrane
Molecular function (GO): protein binding; transmembrane signaling receptor activity
Source: RefSeq, a predicted model, not a curated record